UCCAAAUAUAAGUCUAUCUUGUGUGGCUAAAUUAGAGAAUUUGGUUUCUAUUCAUUAGAAUAGAAACAUAUAUAUCAUGGGGUUCAAAUGGAUGUUAAUGUUGUUGGUAUUAUUGAUAAGAGGAGCAAUGGGUGCUAUGCUCAAUAAGCCAAUAGAUGUCCCAUUUGGAAGAAACUAUGAACCUAGUUGGGCAAGAGAUCACAUCAAAUACUUCAAUCAUGACACUGAGAUCCAACUAUCCCUUGACAACCUUACUGGUACUGGAUUCCAAUCAAAGGGAUCUUACCUAUUUGGCCACUUUGCCAUGCACAUAAAGAUGGUUGCUGGUGAUUCUGCAGGCACUGUCACUGCUUUCUAUCUAUCUUCCCAAAAUAAUGAACAUGAUGAAAUAGACUUUGAAUUCUUGGGGAACAAAACAGGAGAACCAUACAUUUUACAAACAAAUGUAUAUGUUGGAGGGAAAGGUGACAAAGAGCAAAGGAUUUACUUAUGGUUUGAUCCAACAAAAGAGUAUCACACUUAUUCUGUCUUGUGGAAUCUUCACCAAAUUGUGUUCUUUGUGGAUGAGUACCCCAUAAGAGUAUUCAAAAACAGCAAGGACUUAGGUGUCAAGUUCCCAUUUGACCAACCAAUGAAGAUAUACUCAAGUCUAUGGGAAGCAGAUGAUUGGGCAACAAGAGGUGGACUUGAAAAAAUAGAUUGGUCCAAUCAACCUUUUGUUGCUUCAUACAAAGGGUUUCACAUUGAUGGUUGUGAAUCCUCAGUCAAUGCAAAAUAUUGUGCCACUCAAGGUAAAAAAUGGUGGGAUCAAAAAGAAUUUCAAGAUUUGGACAAAAAUCAAUGGAGACUUUUGAGAAGAGUUAGGGACAAAUAUACAAUUUAUAAUUAUUGUACUGAUAAAAAAAGGUACUCUACAAUGCCAAAAGAGUGUGGGAGGAAUAGAGAUGUUCCAAGAAAAUCAUCAAAGAAAAAUUGAGUGUAAGUUUCAAAGUUACAUUGGUAGGACGUUUCGAAAGUAUUGCUGGAUGUGUAUCAAAUUUUCUAAAAGUUAUGUGUUUUUAGAGGGUUUGAUAAAGAUAUAGUAACACUUUUGAAAAAUCAGGGCUAUAAGGUUAUAAGAAUUUAUGGAUGAAGAGUGUAAUAUUGUAUGUGUGGCAAGUCUAUUAUACCAUUUCAAUAAUAAUAAUAAUAUUUUAUAUUUAUU
Messenger RNA from Capsicum annuum, 1204 nucleotides. RefSeq names its product xyloglucan endotransglucosylase protein 2. Gene Ontology annotation, cellular component: apoplast; cell wall. Gene Ontology annotation, molecular function: hydrolase activity, hydrolyzing O-glycosyl compounds; xyloglucan:xyloglucosyl transferase activity. Lineage: Eukaryota; Viridiplantae; Streptophyta; Magnoliopsida; Solanales; Solanaceae. The coding region runs from base 77 to 976 and encodes 299 amino acids. Gene Ontology annotation, biological process: xyloglucan metabolic process; cell wall biogenesis. The record is from RefSeq and is a predicted model, not a curated record. The transcript has 4 exons.